Messenger RNA from Seminavis robusta, 4434 nucleotides. The record is from the annotation of a GenBank genome assembly. Lineage: Eukaryota; Bacillariophyta; Bacillariophyceae; Naviculales; Naviculaceae.
GAGAGUUGAUGGCUUGUGACGUUGGAUGGAACGGUUGGAGGGUGGGGCUUCCGAGUUAACCUGCAGAGCCGCAAUAUGUUGAAUAAUUGUUGGAUGCUCCCAAUCUCUUCAGGUCAAACUCGCGUUGCCAAGGGAAGUGAGUGCAGGACGUCCAGCUCAACUCUGGCCUAUCUAUGGCUAGCAGCUUUCCAGAAGACAACCAUUUCAUCGCAGGCAGAUAGAGCCCAUGGCAUUCGCUAAGAUAAACAUAUACUAGCGUGAAUCGAACCCAUUGGGUACCGUAGCUUAGUCUUUUAGCAAGAAAAUAAAUCAAUGAAUGAUUACGGGUAUCGGUAUACCCAUUAGUUUCCUUGCUACCGUAUAGGUGGGGUUGGUAAACCGCCACUGCGCAGUAGGUAAGGCCCAAUUUCCCAUCUUUUUCCUUGAGAAGAGCUAUCGUAGGCAAGAAGAGGGCAAUGUGCUACCUGCGGGUACUGUGGCUGGUACUGGUGGUACAGUACCGUAGCUAGAUCUGCAGCUCCGAGACAGUGCCGUUUAGCCAACGAGAUGCGAGCAAAGGCUUUGUCAAAAUCGAGCGGCAUGUUGUGACUCGACUGAGGACUCAACAAGCUCAAUGACCCUGUUGUCAGGCCCGCUUGCACAAAAAAAGUCGAGGAUCUGGGAGGCAUCUCAUCAUUGAGUCGAGUACAAGACAGACGUCUGUAACCAACAGACAGCAGGACCAUCCUAUCGUCCGUCCAAAAGACUGAAAGAAGGCAUCCGUCUUAUCUCCUACUACUUGGCUGUGCGUUUUGUUCCGUUUCAAGAGCUAAAAAGCUAGAGACAGAUAGAUACCCCUACUAGCUAGAGGACCGCUACUGUCUGAUUAGCUCUUUGUCGUCUCAACAACACCCACAGUCAGUCAGUCGGUCGGUCAGUCGAUCACUCAGUCGAUCAAGACGAGGAACGGAACAACCUUUCUUGCCACUGCUGUCGGCAAUCUAGUUCAUUCAAGUCUAGGUGUGAAAGAGAGUGGGUAUCAUCUCAUCUCAUCUCAUUCAUUGUGCGAGAUACAGCCAUAGAUCAAGCAAGGAUUAAGCUGCCGUCACCAUGAAGAAGGCAUCCAAGGGCGGCCGUGAUGGCAAACGAAGCGACAAAGGACACCACAAGUCGAAACAACGUGAUGAUGAUUACGGAGGAGGCCACGGCAGCAGCAAGGGCCGAAGCGGCAAGUCAUCAGGCCGUCAUAGCAAACAGGAAGAGGAAACUGCAUCCGAUGAAAGCUCUGCCUUUUCCGAUUCCAGUGAGGACCUAGGUGAUGGAUUCAGCUCUAGUAGUGAAGAGUUUGAUGAUACAUCUUCCAGUGAGGACGAGUUUGAUGACAUGGGCUCCGACAAGCAAGGAGCCAUUGAUGAUGGUGAGCCACCGUCGUUGGAUCGCCAAGUACGGCGUAUCAAGAACGUACGCUUUAGGGAUUAUUAUGACAUUAGCGGAAAGCUAGGGGAUGGUGACUUUUCCAAAGUAUUUCUGGGUAUUCAUCGAUCGUCCGGCCAAGACUAUGCCAUCAAACAAGUACCGCGCAGCAAAAUGGUAUGGGAGAAACACAACAUUUUUGAAGAUGAAAUUGCCAACCUCAAAUAUGUUCGGGAAGGGCCUAGCAUUAUGCAACUCUACGAUGUUUACGAAGAAGCCGAAUUCUCCUACCUCGUACUCGAAUUCAUGAGAGGAGGCGAACUCUUUGAUCGGAUUAUGGACAUGCCAGACUUUACCGAGAAAGAUGCCAGAGAUUGUACCAGAUGCAUCUUGGAAGCCCUAUGCUAUAUGCACGAACGGAGAAUUGCCCACCGUGACUUGAAACCAGAGAACCUUCUUCUCGUUUCCGAUGAAGAUGCACGUCUUAUCAUCAAGGUGGCUGACUUUGGAUUUGCCAAGAGGUGCGCCAGUGUCAACUGUUGUCGAACACUUUGUGGCACACCCGGAUACAUGGCACCCGAAAUACUGGAACUCUAUCCUGCCUACGACUGCCCCAGUGACAUUUGGAGUGUUGGGUGUGUCCUAUUCUUGCUGCUGGGUAGCUACUUCCCAUUCGAUGAUGAAGAUACAACCGAAGAUCAAGUCUUUGAACGAACGAGGAAUGGAACCUACAACUUUUAUCCCGAGUUCUGGUCCAACAUCAGCAAGGGCGCCAAGGACUUGGUCAGUAUGCUUCUCACAGUCAACCCCAACAAGAGAAUAUCCGCCGGUGCAGCUUUGGAUCACGAGUGGAUCAACAUGAGAGACAGUGCUUUGGACAAGAGGGAGCUGAACAUUGAGAAGCUUCAAGAGAGUGUAAUCUUCGCUCGUGAUCGACAAGAUGAGCAAAGCAGAAGGAUGCAUGGGGAUGACAAUCGUCUCACUCUUUUACGGGAGCAGUUCGAUAGUUACAUCAACGGGACAGGAAAGAACAAGACAAGAGUGACAAGCAAUCAGCACAGAAAGGAAAAGCCAGUUGAAAAGUUUGUAGAAGAUAGUGUUACUGGCAGACCGUUUGAUGAUUUCUACGAUGUCGGCGAAAUGCUUGGUGAGGGAGGGUACGCUUGUGUCUUUCAAGCGACGCACAAGACUCGUGGAGUCACCUAUGCAGUGAAAGACGUAGACUUGACCAUGUUGGAGGAAGGAGGCGAGGCCACUUUGAAAGAUGAAAUCUGGGCAUUGAAGCUUCUUCGUGGAGGUCCGCACAUCGUUCGGCUGUACGAUGUGUUUGAAGAGCCUGAUCAUGUCUACCUCGUCAUGGAAGAAAUGAAGGGUGGUGACUUGCUGACUCGAAUCGGAGACAAAGAAGUGUACACAGAGAGAGAAGCACGGCGAGUCUGCCGCAUCAUUUUCCAGGCCAUGGAUUACAUCCACAAGAAGAAGAUCGCCCAUCGUGAUAUCAAACCUGAAAACGUGCUCCUAGUGGAACAAGGCGACGAUACCUCCAUUAAGAUUGCCGACUUUGGUUUUGCUAAGAAAGUACCUCGGCCGAACUGCCUGCGGACGUUGUGUGGAACUGCUCAGUACGUUGCGCCAGAAGUUCUGGAGCUCAAGGACACGGGUUACGACACAAGGGCAGAUAUGUGGAGUGUUGGUGUAGUUGUGUAUAUCCUUCUGGGAGGUUAUGCCCCGUUCGAAGGACCAGUUGACUUGCUGGCCCAGGCUAUUAUCAGCGGAGAGUACGAAUUUCACGAGAAGUAUUGGGACGAAAUUUCAACCGACGCGAAAGACAUGAUCAGCAACCUUCUCCAGGUUGAUCCAGAGAUCCGUCUUACAGCAGACGACGCGCUGCAAAGCCCGUGGAUGAUACUCGAGGACGAAGCCCUCAACACGAAGGAUUUAUCCGGAGCUCAGAGAGCACUGAAAACCAAGGCACAGGAGCCUGGCACAUCAGGACAGCCGGUUGCGGGAAUGGGAGGAAAGAUGGGCUCGCUGGGAGCCGCGUUCACAACAUCUCUGGUCAACUUUAUCGACAUCGAAACACGGCAGAAGCUCACAACAAAUGCGCAACCAUUCGCUGCUAUUGCCGAAGAAGAGGAACAAACAAUCAUCGAAGACUCCUCCAGUGGAAAGCCCUUCGAAUCCCUGUACAAAUGGGGCAGAGAAAUUGGAUCGGGACAGUACACCGUUGUCAAUGAAGCGAAGCAUCGGCAGUCUCGCGAUAUCUACGCUGUCAAGCGUGUUGCCAGAACCGAUCUGGGUCCAAAUGAUGCUGUUGCACUGCAAGAUGAAAUCACCGCCUUGCAAAUGGUUUCCGGAUCUCCUCAUAUUGUAAUGUUGCAUGACGUCUUUGAGGAGCCUGACUAUACUUUCCUCGUUCUUGGAUGCAUGCGAGGAGGCGACCUUAUCGAGAGAAUCACACAUAAACACAGCUACUCGGAACCUGAGGCCAGAAUUGUCUGCAAGCAAAUGCUAUUGGGUGUGGAGCACAUGCACAACAAACGUAUCGCCAACCGUAACUUGAAGCCGGAAAAUAUCCUUUUGACCCGUGGAAACAGCGACACCGAUGUUAAGAUCAGUGAUUUCGGUUUCGCCAAGCGUGUCUUGUACCCAUACUCUUUGCGGACGCAGUGCGGAACUGAGGGCUAUGUUGCCCCCGAAGUCCUUGAGCACAGACCAGCUUAUGACGUACAGUGCGACAUGUGGAGUCUGGGUGUGGUUCUGUAUAUCAUGUUGGGUGGGUACCGUCCGUUCAGGGGUGAGCCUCGGGAAAUGAUCAAACAAAUCCGAUACGGAGAAUACAAGUUCCACAAGAGGUACUGGAAAGACAUUUCAGACGAUGUGAAGCAUCUCAUUACGAGGAUGUUGACGGUGAACCCGGCACUGAGAAUAACAGCGACCCUUGCCCUCCAAAGCGACUGGAUUCUAAACGAAGAAGAAGAUUUGGAGGAUGACGACGAUUAUAGCGAAGAAGAGGAGUAAUCUUGUAAAAUUUUCUAUUUC